This is a messenger RNA of Lolium rigidum, 2443 nucleotides long. RefSeq names its product neutral/alkaline invertase 1, mitochondrial-like. Gene Ontology annotation, molecular function: sucrose alpha-glucosidase activity; endo-alpha-N-acetylgalactosaminidase activity. The record is from RefSeq and is a predicted model, not a curated record. Bases 165 to 2024 code for a protein of 619 amino acids. Gene Ontology annotation, cellular component: mitochondrion. Lineage: Eukaryota; Viridiplantae; Streptophyta; Magnoliopsida; Poales; Poaceae. Gene Ontology annotation, biological process: sucrose catabolic process. The transcript is spliced from 6 exons.
CGCCCCACCUAAACAAAACCGUACCGAACCCUGCACUUUUGCCAUCAACCCCUCGCCGACCACAUAUUUGGAAAAGCUUACCUUCACCUCUACUAUCCCUUUUACGCCGAGCCCCCUACGAGGUUUCCGCAUCUCGCUUCUGAGUCCUUCGCCGGAGUUUCCAUAUGAAUGGUCAAACCACGAUGGGGCUCGCAGCAGCCGCCGCCGCAGCCGUGAGGCCGUGCCGCCACCGACUCCUCUCCUCCGCCUCAGCGGCGGCGGCGGCGAAGGCCUCCGCGACGCCGCUCUUCCCGAGAUGCUCCCACCCGCAGCACCAGCAGCACAGCCGCCGCAUCCCAUUCCUCGUCUCGGCGGCGUCGCAUACCUCGCAGUCCGACCCGAGCACCACCCCCACCCCCGUCACCUCCGAUCCCCGCUCCGCCGUCGCCGGGAACCUCCCCUUCUUCGACCGCGUGCUCUUCCCGGGCUCGUUCCCCCUCGAGACCCCGCCUGUCGAGGAGCCGGCGCCGGCGCCGCCGGCCGAUGAAGCGCAGGCGUCUGCUUCGCCCGUGAGAGAGGAGUCGGAUACGGAGAGGGAGGCGUGGAGGCUACUGAGGAGGGCGGUGGUGAGCUACUGCGGUGACCCGGUGGGCACGGUGGCGGCGGAGGACCCGGAGUGCACGGAGAUGCUCAACUACGACCAGGUCUUCAUCAGAGACUUUGUGCCUUCCGCCCUCGCCUUCCUCAUGCGCGGGGAGACCGACAUCGUCCGCAAUUUCCUCCUCCACACCCUGCAGCUGCAGAGCUGGGAGAAAACUGUUGACUGUUACAGCCCUGGGCAAGGCUUGAUGCCAGCUAGUUUUAAGAUAAAGACCGUUCCACUUGAUGAAAACAACGAAGCAUUCGAGGAGGUUCUGGAUCCUGACUUUGGUGAAUCAGCUAUUGGCCGUGUAGCUCCAGUUGAUUCUGGACUUUGGUGGAUUAUCUUAUUAAGAGCGUACUGCAAGUUUACAGGCGACUAUUCAUUGCAAGAAAGAGUGGAUGUGCAAACCGGGAUUAAACUGAUCUUGAGUUUGUGUUUGACUGAUGGGUUCGACAUGUUUCCCACACUACUGGUCACAGACGGAUCAUGCAUGAUAGACAGGAGGAUGGGAAUACAUGGGCAUCCUCUUGAGAUUCAAGCUUUGUUCUAUUCUGCUUUAAGAUGCUCAAGGGAAAUGAUUGUUAUGAACGAUGGCUCAAAACACCUCCUCCAAGCCAUCAACAACAGGCUCAGUGCGUUGUCUUUUCACAUUAGGGAAUACUACUGGGUCGAUAUGAAGAAGAUAAAUGAGAUCUACAGAUACAAGACAGAAGAAUACUCACAUGAUGCGACCAACAAAUUCAACAUUUAUCCCGAGCAAAUCCCUUCCUGGCUUGUUGAUUGGGUUCCUGAGAAAGGGGGUUAUCUUAUUGGAAAUCUGCAGCCAGCUCACAUGGAUUUUAGGUUCUUCUCUCUUGGCAACCUUUGGGCCAUAUCUUCAUCUCUAACUACUCCAACCCAAGCUGAAGGAAUACUUAGCCUUAUUGAGGAGAAAUGGGACGAUCUUGUGGCAAAUAUGCCACUCAAGAUAUGUUACCCUGCAAUGGAAGAUGAUGAAUGGCGCAUUGUUACUGGCAGUGACCCUAAGAACACCCCGUGGUCAUAUCAUAAUGGUGGAUCUUGGCCAACCCUGUUGUGGCAGUUUACACUGGCCUGCAUCAAAAUGGGAAGACCAGAGUUGGCCCGAAGGGCCAUUGCAGUGGCUGAGGAAAAGCUCUCAGCUGACAAGUGGCCGGAAUACUAUGACACCCGAUCUGGAAGAUUCGUUGGGAAGCAAUCACGGUCAUAUCAGACAUGGACUAUUGCUGGUUUUCUGACCUCGAAGAUAUUGCUGGAAAACCCGGAGCUGGCUUCUAUCCUGACCUGUGAUGAGGACCUUGAGCUCCUUGAAGGCUGUGCUUGCUGCCUCUCAAAGAGGACGAGGUGCUCUCGUCGUGUGACCAAAUCAGAUAUCAUCGGGUAAAACAGCAGAGCCCCUUUUAUUCUUCAUGCUCUGCAGACCAUGUAUACUAUCGACUGAUAAUUAACUGAGGCGGACACACUGUAGCUGUGUACAUUAUAGGUUUAAGUUAGAUAUCAAUCCAUUCAUUUCCUCAAUGUGCGCUCAUUCUUUUACUCUGAGCUGCCAUUGAUGGGAACAACCCUGGGUGAUACCGGUGGUCAACGGGAGCAUUACCAAUUUAUGUUGGAUCUCUCAUGUACACACACAAAAAAAGGAAUUAUUCUUGUAUUUGGUCACCAGUUGCUCCUGAUUCGGGAGUGCUGUGAAGCCCUAACCAUUGUAUCUCUGUCAGUAUUUGAGUUGUAUGUUGCAUUAUUUGCAACGUAAACUGAGACUUUGUAUCCUAUCCUUGUUAUGAAUAACGAUACUAUUGUCCUCCA